This is a messenger RNA of Chara braunii, 5946 nucleotides long. Lineage: Eukaryota; Viridiplantae; Streptophyta; Charophyceae; Charales; Characeae. The record is from the annotation of a GenBank genome assembly.
CGAGUACGAGAUGCUAACGCACCGUGCUCAACGUGAAGACGACGAUGCCAGGCCAUUUACCAGGUUGAUGUUUCGUUCUUGAUACUGAAGUGGGGAGGGGGGGGGGAGGGGGGGAUGUGAUCCCACCAGAGGAAAGUGCCGCGUACAGCCCACUGAUCUAUAUUUAAUCCAGGGCCACUGAUCAGUGACCCGCUUGGUUCUGUCUCCUUCGCGCACUGCUUACCUUUCCCACCGUCCUCAUCUUCGUUUGCUGAUCUUGCCAACUGCAGAGUCAAUCUAUGACAGUCAGAGCGGGAAGACAACCUUCAGCCAUACGCACACUCGUACACACGCACGCACUCACACACAUACAUACACACGCACACACACACAUACAUAGCCACGCACAGAUGCAGACACGGUCGCACAUACAGACACAUAUACACACACCCUUGCACACACACACGUACACAUAUGCACACAAACGCGCACUCACACGCGCGCACAGACGCACCGAACACACACACGCACACGCACACACACACACACACACACAUACAUACAAACACCCACGCACACACACACAAACACACACACACACACACACAGACACAUGGUACUACGGGCCCUUUGCCUCUUUUGGAAUUCAGAGAUUCGAAUGGAUCAGCCGUUCCUCCUCCGCAUGUGUGACACAUCUUUUUAAUUUUUAUUUAUGAUUGCGUCUGGGGUGCGUUUCAGGUGUGCUAGGUCGGUAUUGCCCUCAGGUUUUCUGCACGUACUGGUAAGUACGAUGUGAUUACUUGUGCGCUCGCUGCUGGGGUUCAUUCCGCUCGGCGACACUCGUUUCCCCCGCGUCCGCUGUUCCUUUCCCCCCUCCUCACGCGCCCCCACCUUCUCCCCCCUCCUCACGCGCCCCCACCUUCUCCCCCCUCCUCACGCGCCCCCACCAUCCCUCCCAGCAGUGACUUCGAGAUCCGUCGCCAUUUGCGGUUCGGUUGUCUCUUCUCUUAGACAAGCAGCCAUCAAUUAUUACUGUAGUAAGUGAAGUGAAGUAACAAGCGAUGCAUUUAUGUACAUAUUUCUUAGGUCAAGUCUCGCCUUGUUGGCGGACAUAUGGGGUUGAGAACACCGGUGUCGCGGAUCUGUUGCUGAUCUUGCUAACCAUAUCAAAUUGAUCACCCUCGAAGAGAGGACAGGUAAUUGCUGUCCACCUAAUCGAACAGAAAGGGGCAUAAUGUUUGCACUGCAGGCAAUUGUAGGAGGAGGAAUUGAAGAAAGUAGGAUACGCAUGUGUCGCAUUCGGCGGAGGAAAGGCAUCGAGCGGGAGAGGAGGACCAUAACAACAACAACAACGAUGACGAUGCUCCCCUCGCCCAAGGUGGGGAUUUCCCCGCAAAUAGGACUUUGACAUUCCAGCUUUUUUUCAGAAAUGGUGGUCGAUUCGAUUAAUUUUGUUUUUUCUUUUUCUUUGGUGUGCCUUACGGGUGUAGCGCAUCUGUACUAUAUUGGCGAGUAUCAGGGGUCGGUAGAGGAAGGGGUGUACUGGUAAUACUGAUAAGAAACGUGGAGAGAGAGAGAGAGAGAGAGAGAGAGAGAGAGAGAGAGAGAGAGAGAGAGAGAGAGAGAGAUCUGAGGAGGCAGAUAGGUUGUGAAGGGGGAGAUAUGGCGACGGGCGUUACGAAUCCAGCAGCCAAAGUCCGCCCAACAGGAGGACCAGUGAUAGGCAUCGACCUAGGAACGUCGUACUGCUGUGUAGCGGUCUGGCAGAGACAUGGGGUGGAGGUCAUUGCGAACGAGAACGGUAAUCGGAUCACGCCAUCCUACGUGGCUUUCACGGACUCUGAGCGACUGAUUGGAGACGCAGCGAAGAACCAGGCGGCUAUGAAUGCGGAGGACACGGUCUAUGAGGUGAAGCGAUUGAUCGGACGCAAGUUUAGCGACCCGAUGGUUCAGAAGGACAUUCGAGUGUGGCCUUUUAAAGUGGUGGCAGGGAGGGCGGGUGAACCUCUGAUAAGGAUAAAGACGAAGGAGGCGGGAGAGAAGCUGUACACACCCGAAGAGAUCUCUGCGAUGCUGCUGGGGAGGAUGAAGGAGAUUGCGGAAGGGUACCUUGAUUGCGAGGUCAAGGAUGCUGUGAUAACCGUACCUGCGUACUUCAAUCAUGCUCAGAGGCGGGCAACGAAGGACGCGGGCGCUAUCGCGGGACUGAAUGUGCUGAGGAUAGCGAACGAGCCGACGGCGGCGGCGUUAGCAUACGGUCUGCAUCGGGAUCUGCUGUAUCACGAAGAGGAGAUGAAGACGGUGAUGGUGUUCGAUCUCGGCGGCGGGACGUGCGACGUGUCGGUCAUGGAGGUGGGGCGUAGGAAGUCGACGGUGAUUGCACUGUCGGGAGACACGCAUCUGGGGGGGGUGGACUUCGACGAGCGACUGCUUAAUUACGUGUUAGAGCUGAGCAAGGGUCCUGAGGACGAGUCGAUCUUGAGAACCCCAGGUCGGUUGAUGUACCUCCGUCGAGUGUGCGUGCAGGCCAAACACGAGCUGUCGGCGCGCUUCCACACCUCGAUCGAGGUCGAUCCCAACGCCAGCAUCUGUGUCCCGGUCAGUCGCGCCGCGUUCGAGGAGAUCAAUCGGGAUCUGUUCGACAAGUGCAUAGAGUUAGGGAAACAGGCGUUGGAGGGGGCGAAAAUUCCCGCCAGCAAGGUCGCCGACGUGAUCUUGGUUGGCGGGUCGACGCGCAUCCCUAGAAUCCAAUUCAUGCUCAAAGAACUGUUCGGCGGUCGCAAUCCCAAGAAGUCUAUCAAUCCCGACGAGGCGGUGGCAUACGGCGCCGCCGUCCUCGGCGCGAUCCUGACCGCAGAUGAGAAUUGCCGACUCAAAGACCUAACCAUGGUGGAAGUCACUGCGCUGAGCUUCGGUGUGAAUCGCGUCGCCUGCUCGACGGACACCAGGAACAUGUGGCUGAUGGACAAGGUGAUCCCUCGAAACACCCCGAUUCCGGCGACGGGAGAGAGCGUGAGGUGCACGUUAUUGGAUUUCCAGACGAGGAUGUCCUUCUUCGUGUACGAGGGAGAAAGGGCGCUUUGCAAGGACAAUCACUAUGUCGGUAAGCUCACGCUGUCGGGAUUGCAACAGCUGCUGAGAGGGCAGUCGAAAGCCGUUCUGACGCUGUGCGUGGAUGAAGACGGGAUACUGCACGCGGAGGCGCGGGAGAUGGCGACGGGGAAGACGUGCUGCGCUACCAUCACCAUGGACAAGGGAAGGUUGUCCAAUGAGCAGGUGAGUAAGAUGAUCAGGGAAGCGAAGACGUGUCAUGAGGAUGACGAAGUGACGAGGAAGAGAUGGUUCGUCAGGAAUGAUCUGGAGGAAAAGGCGCGGAGUGUGCGGGCGCGCGUGAAGGAGAGGGUAAGUUCCUCGCCCGCGGAUGCCGCUCUUGAGGCGCACGUGGAAGAGCUGCUGAAAUGGUUUCAAUCGCAGACGGCGCUGCCGACAGAAGAGGAGUGUGAAGCGAAGAGGAAGGAGCUCGAGAAGAAAGAGUUGGAGGCGAUGAUUAGUCGGGCGCGGUCGAAGUCCUAGGUAGGUAGGGUGGUGGUGGGGCGCGCACUACUGUAAGUCACGCGCACUGGUACUGGGAUUUUACUUGCUGCUGGCAGUUUCGUUUCGCCCUGGAUGUAUUUGACUGUGGUUAGGACUAGAUUAGGUCGCAAAAAACGUUUUUAGUUCGAGAAUGACUGUAAUUGGCCAAGCUAGACUUGGAGGGAGCUUCGCUGUUUUCUCUCUCCUGUUCCGGGAGGGACUUGACUUUUUUUUUUCCUUCCCGCUUUCCUGGUCCCCUCUCUCCCGCCGCCGCCGCGCGCUAUCCCUCUCCCCCUCUCCCCCCCUCGGCCCGUCCCCCCCCCGUUCCCCCUCUUUCCCCCUCGCCCAAAGAAACUUUUUUCUUCCUCCUCCCCCCCGCCCCCCCUUCCCCCCACUGUAGAUUCCCCUCCGAUUAACGAGUUAGUUGAGAGUCCUUACGUUGCAGACAGGUAUGUGAUGAUGAGCGCGCAUUAUGAUGAUCGUCAUCAUCAUCAUCCUGAAUGCUCGGCAUUCCUUAAUUGAAUAAUCGAGUGUAAUUGAUGGUUGAUCGAUUACGCCACCCACAGAUGGUGUGAUUGGACCGUAGGCUUGGCUGGUCGAUUGAUUAGUUAGAGAGGGUUUGGUUGGAUAAAUGAGUGGUGAAUUGGCGGCUUCUGCGUGCUUCUUGGCCCGGGGCAAGGGAAGGGUCUGAUUGGAUGGUGGCAAGGUUGUGGCGAGUCGAUCGAUUAAUUAGAUUGGCUAGUUGGGUAAGGAGGGGGUGAGUGUCUGACCCGAGCGAGGAAAGCGGGUGAUUGAACUGUGACGUUGACGGGUUGAUUGAUUAUUGAGGCUGGCAGGUUGGAGAGUUGGGUGGUGGGUGAGUGGGCGGCGGCAGCAGCUUCAGAUUGCUUGGUCCGAGCGAGGAUAGCGGGGGUGAUUGGACCUUAGGGUUGGCGGAUUGAUUGAUCCAAUUGAAUGAGAUUGGCUCUUUGGAGAGUUGGGCGGUGGAUUGAUUGGUUGGGUAAUUAGGUGGUGGGAGAGGAGGGGGGGGGGGUUAGCGUGCUUGACGGAGGGCGAUGCUAUGCAUGACUGGCUGGCGGCGGCCGUGUGGAAAAGCGAGAAGGAGAACGCCUUCUCAGAGGAGGGUGCACGGACCGAGUCUUGCGAAUGAGGGUGGUCGCUUGCUGUUUUCUUUCCUGAUCCGGUAUGGCCCUUUCCCCCCCCCCCCCCCCCCCUCUCUAUCUCUUUUCUGACUUGAAGGACUUGAAGCCGCGUCUAAAGACAAGGAGAUUGAGUGAAUAGGGUCUCUAAAGAAAGGCUAUUUUUCACAGUUGUCGCGGGAGGGUGAAGUUCCAUCGCAGAAAGAUACAAGGUACCUGAAGAGGGGUGAAGAGAGAGGAAGAGGGACAGAUGAUGGGAAGGGAGAGGGGAGAGGGUUGGUCCCAACUCCUGCACAUGGAGGGUUUUCGUCGAAGACUCCGGUGGAAGUGGGAAGGCGGAGGCGGGGGAGGAGAGAUCCACGUGGUGUACGGCGAAAAAAGCGGGUGGUGACGAUGGAGAUAGAGCGGGGGAUGAAGGGGGAUGAAUGGGGAUGAAGGGGGAGAGAGGGUGGCCUAUGGAAACAGUCAGAGAGAGGAGAGAAAGAAGGCUAUGGUGCGUCCAAACAUAGACAUCGGUAGGGAGAGGAGGAGGUGUAGACGACGACAAAGGGUGGAAAUCGGGGGGAUAGAACGCGGGCGGGAGAGGAGAAAAACGGGGGUUGCAGCAGUAGGGUUGGGAAAGAUGGUGAACAUGCAGCAGGGGUGACGGAGCGUGGAACGAAGAGAGAGAACUUUGGGAGAAAGAGGGGGGUUAUUGACCAACAAAAACCCACGUUGAAUAGAGGCGACCUGUGCGGCUAGCGCGAGUGAUACUGACGAAUGAAGAGUGAGGUCGGAUCACCACCGGCGAGGCAAGAGAGCAGCAGCGCUUCCACGAGAGACGACGAGAGCGCAUCCUGCGCAUGGGAGAAGAGAGAGAGAGAGAGAGAGAGAGAGAGAGAGAGAGAGAGAGAGAGAGAGAGAGAGUCGGAUCACCACCCGCGAGGCAAGAGAGCAGCAGCGCUUCCACGAGAGACGAGGAGAGCGCAUCCUGCGCAUGGGAGGAGAGAGAGAGAGAGAGAGAGAGAGAGAGAGAGAGAGAGAGAGAGAGAGAGAGAGAGAGACGCGAUCUGAUCAAGUUCCGUCUGAGGGUCCUAACGCUCUUGUUCUUUCACCAGCUCCCUUCCCUUGAGAGAGACACUGCCUGCCUGCGUUCAUAAUCCCUUUGAAAAUCUCAUUCUUUGGAGUUCUCUUUGUAAAACGGUUUUUUCUUGUCCUGUACAGAAUAGAGAGCAGUGGGAGACACGGAGGUGAAGAGUAAAGAGAAAACGUGACA